Messenger RNA from Dermacentor andersoni, 1189 nucleotides. Its product is annotated as sulfotransferase ssu-1-like. Gene Ontology annotation, molecular function: sulfotransferase activity. NCBI's taxonomy places the organism in Eukaryota, Metazoa, Arthropoda, Arachnida, Ixodida, Ixodidae. The record is from RefSeq and is a predicted model, not a curated record.
CGAGGUGUCUUCAUAAACAGGGCGUCAUUGGAGCGCUACAGCUUAGACCAGGAGGCUUUCUAUAAGCGGGAAGGCAUGACGGCCAAACGGUUUCCUGCCUACCAAGUUAUUGACGGCCUGAAGUACGCGAAGACGUACUUGCCUGAGAAUGUGCGCGCCAUCCGCGCAUACAUGCCACACGACGAUGACCUUGUACUGGUGUCCUACCUGAAAUGUGGCAACAACUGGCUGGAACAAAUCAUCGAACUAAUUCUUCACAGGGGGGAAAGCGCCGAAAACUACGCCGAAUUUCACCGUUGGUGUCCGUACCCUGAACUGACGGGUAUGCGCUACCUCGACGAGAUGCAGCCACCACGUUUUCUGAAAACGCACUUCCAGUACCAACAGCAGCACAAGAACCUCAAGGCCAAGUUCAUCUACCUGACCCGCAACCCACUCGAUGUCUGCGUCUCAUUCUACUACUACGUGCGGAACGGCCCAAUAUACGACUUCUCCGACGGCAGCUUCGACGACUUCGUCAAUGCUUUCGUUCUCAGCGAAGUAGAGCGAGGAGACUACUGCGAUCACCUUCUCUCCUGGUACUCGCAUCGACUCGAAGAAAACGUUUUCUUUCUCACAUACGAGCAGCUGAAGAGCGAUUUUAGAAACACCGUUUUGUGCCUAGCUGGCUUCAUGGGAGAGCAGUACAGACGCCUGCUAGAAGAAGACGAAGACGUGUACCGGAACAUUGUUGAGAAGAGCAGCGUGCCAUACAUGUCCAAAGUAUGUCAUAUAGACCAAUCAACCAUGGCGAGGUUGACAGAGAAAGAUCAGCCUUUUAUAGACGCCGCUCACCGAUUCACGUUGUCAACUUCCGGCAAGCUCAAGGGCACGGGCAUCGUAAGAAAAGGCGUCGUAGGAGACUGGAAGUCACACUUCACGCAGCGUCAUCUAGACCUGAUGCGCGAGUGGAUUGCGAAGAGGAACGCCGCGGCAGCAAUUCGAGAGAUCUGGGCCGAUAUGGACCUCGGUGGGAUUGUCUGAACGCCGAGUAAGCAAGUGUUGGUUUGCAGGGACUUGGAAGUUAUCACCGUGAUUGCACUGUCAUCUCUGUGUCGUAUGUUGCGUUUAAACCUCCUUAUUGAUGUUAAAAACAAUUCAUGUCAGUAGUUUGAAUGCACAGCACAUAAAUAGGGCGGCAAGGAUGAAA